Messenger RNA from Eriocheir sinensis (Chinese mitten crab), 2574 nucleotides. RefSeq names its product type-2 ice-structuring protein-like. The transcript is spliced from 3 exons. NCBI's taxonomy places the organism in Eukaryota, Metazoa, Arthropoda, Malacostraca, Decapoda, Varunidae. The record is from RefSeq and is a predicted model, not a curated record. The coding region runs from base 364 to 1008 and encodes 214 amino acids.
UCUUUCCAUACACACGAGAUCUACCGUCAUUUGUACCCGCUGACGUCACGCGAGCAGGCAGGCCUAUGCAGCAAGCCAUGACUCAGCUUGUUUUGUGGUGCAUGACCCGAGAGAGGAAACACAGCCAGAGUAGCGUCGAGACACAUCUUUCACACGACCAGCGGCCCGGCAAUCCCACAACCUGCAUGCGGAGAGCGCUGAGUCACGCCGGGAAACUGCCGGCGGCAACGGCGGCGGCGGAGCACGAUUCUCAUUCAGUGCUCAGUUGUGAUCAGUUGUUCCGUGAGUCGCUACCGCUGUGCGCACUUCACUCACGCCGGGCUGAGCAGCGCCGUGUCCCAUCACUGCUGGUUUGCCGUCACCAUGAUGUCCGCCGCGGCCAAGUUCGUGCUGCCGUCCCUGGCACUCCUGGGUUUUGUGUGCACGGGGGCCAUGGCCUACCCUCAAUCUCAGCCGACAAGGGACGUGGAGGAGCUACGCUCCGCCUUGGCCAUGUCCCAGAUGAUCCUGGCCCAGCAGGCGCAGCUCUUCAGGGAACUCAUCAACGCGACCAAGGAAAGCCACAGAUGCUGCAACGCCGGAAAGUCAGACCUCACGGAGUCCACGCUGGAUUGCCCCGCGCCCUUCCAACGGGUCGUGGAUGAGUGCUUCUUUAUGAGUACAAAUUCGCUCACCUGGGAGAACGCUAGACACUCCUGCGUGGGUAUGGGCGCAGACCUGACCACGCCCACCUACCUCUACUCCCUCAGGUCCUUCAUUCGGCAGGGAAGAAAAGGGUCUCGCAUACGGUCGGUGUGGGUCGGCGGGAAGGAUAACGGACCGGAAGGCUGGCGGUGGUUGAACGGCCUCCCUGUCAACGAUGCCGAGUGGGGGAAGAAGCAGCCUGAUGCGAAGCGGGCGGCGAGCAGAUGUCUGGCCCUGCGCCCGGGCAGUCACCCGCUGCUUUACGACGAACCCUGCCGCUCGACGCUUCGCUACGUGUGUCAGUACAACGGCGAGUUAAAGUAACGCCGCCAAGCUAAGCAAGGGCCGGAUUCUCAAGCAUUCCAGGGCUCACACAUCACAUUUACUAAGGCUUUCGUAGAGGUUGUGGCGGGUCAUCCCAUGGGUAGUUUUAUGAGUCUAGAGUGGUUCUUUGGCGAGGGUUUUGAGCCGUGAAUGUGAAAACGACUCAUGAAGGGAGCCAGAGGGAAAGGAAAGGGAAGAAGGAAGCAAAAGGCGAGGGAAAUAAAGGGAGAAGCUAAAGAAAGGGAAGAAGGGAAAGUAAGGCAGGGGUAUUAGUCUUCCCAUGGGUAUAGUUUUAUGAGCCUAGAGUGGUUGUUUGCCGAGGCUUCUGGCCCGUGAAUGUGAAAACCACUCAUGAAGGGAGAAAAAGGGAAAGGAAAGGGAAGGAGAGUGAAAGGGAAGGGAAAUAAAGGGAGAAGCUAAAGAAAGGAAAGAAGGGAAAGGAUAGGGAAGGGUAGCAGUAGUAUUUCCACGGGUAGUUUUACGAGUCUAGCGGUAUAGUUUGACGAGGCUUCUCAAUCAUGGCAAUAAAACCACUCAUGAGACCCCGCAAUCCCGCAGCCGACUCAUCUCCUUUGUGGCCUUCGGAAAUAGUUGUGAGAGCUGAAGGAGUCUGAGGAUACGGGCCCAGGACUGAGUUAUACCCACAAGAGGACUGGACAACUGGUCAGCUUGAUCCUAUAAAAUGUCUCUCAAUGUUUUUUUUAUGGUAGAUUACGAUCAUGUUUUUUUUCUUUCCUUUUUUCUCUAUUUCUUUAUCUUAUUCUUUCUUAAUGCCGCAAAAAUCACUACAAUCAGUUCGAGACGCGGCUUCAAGUGCUUCGAAUUGGGUUUUGUGAACUAGCUGCGAGCGAUGGACAUACCGUAGUUUCGAUAAGGAACAUUGUUACCACGUUAUGCUGUGGACAGUUAUAAAUGGAUGCUUGUUAACUUAUUGAGAUGUAGUGGAUAGUUUAUUUAUUAUGUAUUUAUUUUGUCACGAGUUGUUACCGCACAUGUUAAUUAGCACAAACCUUACCUUAAAACCUUCUAGCAAUCCUCAAUAGCUAGAAAUAUUAUAGAUCCCCCUGAGAACAUAGUAUUAGCUCACCCCUUACUGCAUACCUUACCUUACAUCCUCUUAGCAAUCCUCAAUAGCUAGAAAUAUUAUAGAUCCCCCUGAGAACAUAGUAUUAGCUCACCCCUUACUGCAUACCUUACCUUACAUCCUCUUAGCAAUCCUUAUUAACUGGCAAUGACAUAGAUUCCCUCUGAGAACAUAGUAUUAGCUCACUCAUUACCGCACAUGUUACCAAUACCUUACCUUACAAUCUCCUAGCAAUCCUUAUUAACUAGCAAUGAUAUAAUUCCUCUGAAAUCAUAUUAGCUCACCCUUACUGCAUGUUACCAAUACCUUACCUUAUCUCUUAGUAAUCCUUAUCAGCUAGCAAUGAUAUAGAUCCUCCUAUAGCAACAUAGUGUUAGCUCAAGCUCCUCGCCAGCUCAGCACCCUUCAACUGGCAGGGCAUUAUUAUAGUACUGUUCAACACCUUGUCCACCAAUAAAGGGGUGUCACGUGUUGGCUCUGUA